UUUAAAUAUUAAUAUUUAAUUGCUAAAGCUUAUGCUUAUAAAGAUUUAAUACUUGACUUUAUUUUAUUAAAUCAUGCGUGAACUUCGAGUCCCAAGAUAGUAAGUCUCAUUUCCCUUCUUCGAACUUUCUCUUUGUUUCCUUUCUCCUUACCAUCUUCUCGUACCCAUUUCCUAUAAAAUAUGAUAUGCUAUUUCCACCGCUUUGUCACAUCGCAAACAUGUGGUGUAUACACUCAUAAACACCCACGCAUUAAUAUGAACAUGCAUAUCUAGCUCUCUUUCCUCUCAUAAAACAAACUAUCAACUUGAUAUCGUUCCCUUUCUUAUUUUUUCUGUCUUCUCCUCUAAGUAAUGUCUGAUCCAGCUUGUAUCUUCAGAAAUGGAUUUCUUGAUAACUAUGACUAUAGCUUCAACUAUUCCACUUCUCUCUCACACAUCUACAACUCUAAUGGCAGCUUCUACUCUAGCAAUACCACAAACAUAAACCCUAAUUCUACAUCACCUGACUCUCCUCCACUUAGAGAAGCUCUUCCUCUCCUUAGCUUAAGCCCCAUUCAUAAGCAUCAAGAAGCUAGUGUUCCUCACCAUGAAUAUUAUUUCAUGGAGACGAUUAAACAAUCUUCUAAUUCAAGCCUUUUUGAUCAUGAUCUUGGUCAGUGCCAAGAAACUCAGCAUCAUGAUGUGACAGUGGAUCUUCAUCUAGGGUUACCAAAUCUCGGUGGCGAUGCUAUUGCCUGCGGUGGUGGUGGGAGCAGCAGCAGCGACGCCAUACUUGAUUCUACAGACCAAGAGCAUCAUCAUGAUUUUCAUCAAGAUCGUCAUCAAUAUCAAGAAGUAGAAGUUACACUUGUUUCCGAUCAUGAUGGGCAUGGUGGUGUACAAAGGGGUAUUCAUCAUCAGUAUUGGAUCCCUACUCCUUCUCAGAUUCUGAUGGGUCCUACGCAGUUCUCUUGUCCUCUCUGCUUCAAGACCUUCAACAGAUACAACAACAUGCAGAUGCACAUGUGGGGACAUGGCUCACAAUACAGAAAAGGACCGGAGUCACUAAGAGGGACACAACCAACCGCGAUGCUGAGGCUAUCAUGCUACUGUUGCGCACCAGGCUGCAAGAAUAACAUAAACCACCCGAGGGCAAGGCCACUCAAGGACUUCCGUACGCUUCAGACACAUUACAAGCGGAAACAUGGUGCGAGGCCCUUUGCUUGUCGUAGAUGUGGAAAGGCUUUUGCGGUCAAAGGAGAUUGGAGGACGCACGAGAAGAACUGCGGGAAGCUUUGGUAUUGCUCAUGUGGAUCGGAUUUCAAGCAUAAGAGGUCGCUUAAGGACCAUGUUAAGGCAUUUGGUAAUGGUCAUGUCCCUUGUUUUGGCAAUGAUUGCUUCGGCUAUCAUGAGGACGAGGAGGCUGCUUCUGAUGUCGAACAUCAAGACUGAUGGUGUUUUUCUUUUUGGAUAUUUAUUUUGUGAGAAUAGUAGAAGCCUUUACUUUUCUAAAGUCUUCGUUAAUAUGUUUGUCGAACGUGUCUUAUAUCAUAUAACUAGUAUAAUUUGCUUUGGUUAUCCUGAGUUAUUUUCUACUCGUAGAUGUAACGGACUCAAUUUGCUGAAUUCCACGUGCACCGGUACUCUUGUAUAUCAAUCUCUAGAAUUUAGAAUAGAGACUGGUAAAAAUAUACCAAAAAUCAAGUAUUUUGAAAUUAGUCAAAAGCCAAAACUAUGAAAAGUAGCAUUUUUCGUGAUAUUUAUGGUAUCUUAAACUGCCAUUUGACCUGCAAAACCUUUAAGGCAUCAUUAGUCAUUCUUUUUUCUCUUACAUAUCACUGUAUCUCUCUAUGUUAAGAAGCUUUAGUUUGUUUUUUUUUUUAAUGAAUGUUAAAUUUUAUUCAUCAAAAAUGGUUUUUUACAUCAAGUGCAUCCUAAGUUUAAAUAUGUGGACUUUACUUAACUCCUACUCCUCCUUUACUACUCCUAAACUGCAAAAUAUUUACAAUCUUGUGGCAAACCAAUACUGCAAAAUGCCAUCAAAUCUCUUUCCAUCUUGUAACUUCAUCAAGCUGAGUUUGUUUCGGAUACCUUUAUGGACGAGCUUCAUCAGAGCUUGAGAGGGUAAUGGUGGUUCUCCAUGCCUGCGCCUAUUACGUUCUCUCCACAACGCGUAGACAGCGGCUUGGAAGGCAUAACGGACGCAGAACAGCUGGUAUCUCUCCCGGUUCCGAUCAACGAGCAGAAUCUCAAUAUCAGACCAUUCUGCAGUGAACAAGUUCUGCAGUAUACCUUUGACAAGAUGCGCCCAAACUUGAGCUGAGAAGGAGCACUCGAAGAAAAGGUGGUUCCUGGAUUCUGAAGAGUUCUUGCAUAGAACACAUUUUGUGUCCACGCCUUGACUCCAUAGAGAAACAAGAUCCAUAGUAGAUAGUCUACACGAUCCAUAGUUAUACUUUUAGUGAUUUUAAUUUGUAACAUUUUAACCCAUACAUCAUGAAAAGUAAGAUACACUUGUUUUCUAAAUUAUGAAUAAAAUAUCAAGAAUUCUAAAUUUUCAAGAAAUCACACAAUGUUCCGUAAAUCUCCGCCAAUAAUUUCAUAAUGUAUUAAGUCGUUUUAGGAGCAAAUUCUUUUAUUUAAAGAUAUAUCAGUUUCUAAGCAAAGCGAACGAUUUUAAUUAAACCAAAUCAAAGUGUUUGAUCUUUUUCAUAACUUUUUGUUUUUUUUGUCACUGAUCUUUUUCAUAACUUUAUAUAUGAAAGUCUUACUAAUUUUCUUUGAAACUAAAAAUCGGGUUUACCCACGUGUAGAUGCAGUUCCGGGUUAUAUCGACCGGACGUACUUCCGGGUCAACAUAAUAAACCAGGGGGAUAGACAGAGAAAGGAGAAAGAAAAUGAUGAAAGGUUAGGUAGAAAACGAAAAGCACUCAAGGGCCAGGCAAGACUGUGUGAAUUAUUUUCGUUGAAGCUUUGAGAAUCAUCAAUGCGUAUUCUGAGAUUGUUGUAGUUGUGCCAUCAGAAUUUUCGGCAAGACUGGAUUGUUUCUUCGAAAAUGAUAUUAAAAGAAACCCUGAUCUUGUGUUUAAUACAUUGCUGCUAGUUCCUAGAUAUGAAGAUUUGGUGAUGUCUUAGCUGAACAUUAAUAAUUUAGGAUACUUGGUGAAACUCUGGUUGCAUAUGGAUUCACCUCUCAUUUACACCGUUUGAAGUUCAUUAUAUACUCUGGGGCUAGGGCUUAUUCAUCCCAACUCGAUAUUAUGCAUGUACCAGCAAGUGGCAGGCAUUCAAAUUGGCAACACCCUCUGGUUUAGCUGACCCUCUAGGUGUAAUUGUCGUGGGUAAGUUGCAUUGGUUUCUUUGUUGAGGCAUGCUGGACAGAAGCAAGCUGUGAAGGCUGUUUUUUGGCAUGGCCUGUAUGUCUGCAAUGUAAAACACACAAUCUCCAAAAACAGAGGUUUUGAAAUAGCUAUUGCGUCCUUUAGUUUAUGACUUUGGUGAUAUGUUUGUCUUUUUUUGGCAGUCUUUACUUCCUGGAGCUGAGUUUGCCUGAGACAAUGAGCUUGUAAGUUUAAUUAUAUCUCAUGUGAUCAUUUGUGAUAUGCUUUUGCAAAAAUACAAUUUUCCUUCUUCUUUAUUAGACUCAUUCAAACAACCAAAGACCAAUUAUAGCUCUAGUUUAUUUUUAUCAUUUAUUAAUACCUAAACUUAGCAACAAAAAAUAGAGAAUCCUGUCUUGCUAAUCAAUGGCAAACCUUGAAACUCUAUCCUAUUCUCCUUACACAUUUUGUUAAUAAUAUAAAUACCUUCACCACCUUCACCUUCAUGCCAUCGCAUAAAGAAAAACACAAAACUAACAUCCACAGAAUAAACAAAAAAGAAAUAAUGGCAAUGAAGAAUAUCAACAACUUCUUUGUCGCCCUCUUUGUCUCGGUUGUGCUAGUGAGCUCAGCCACAGCGGCUACCAUGGAGUCUCCAGCACCAGCACCAGGUGCUUCCUCUGCCACCGUGGCUUUUCCGGUGGUUGGCUCCAUCGUUGCUGCAUCACUCUCCGCCUUCUUGGCUCUUCUCUUGCAGUAAAUAUAUAUAUAUUGAGGAGGGCCUUCUACGAGAACAAAACUCUUUUUUGUUAUGAUAGGUUCCUUAGAAUCUAUGCAAAAUAAUUUUGUCAAAUAACCCAAUUUGAUGUAUAUUCUCAUUGUAUAAGAUAUUACACUAAUACUUUUAUGAUAUGAUAAUAAUAAUAAUAA
This is a messenger RNA of Brassica rapa (field mustard), 4229 nucleotides long. Its product is annotated as zinc finger protein WIP4. NCBI's taxonomy places the organism in Eukaryota, Viridiplantae, Streptophyta, Magnoliopsida, Brassicales, Brassicaceae. Gene Ontology annotation, biological process: anatomical structure development; regulation of gene expression. The record is from RefSeq and is a predicted model, not a curated record. Gene Ontology annotation, cellular component: nucleus. Gene Ontology annotation, molecular function: DNA-binding transcription factor activity.